This is a messenger RNA of Physcomitrium patens, 423 nucleotides long. The record is from the annotation of a RefSeq genome assembly. NCBI's taxonomy places the organism in Eukaryota, Viridiplantae, Streptophyta, Bryopsida, Funariales, Funariaceae.
AUGGAUACUUUUCGAUUACGAGUUAUCGCACCCGAUCGCAUUAUUUUUGAUAGUAGAGCUGCAGAAGUUAUUUUAGCUACAAAUACUGGUCUAGUUGGGAUAUUACCUAAUCACGCGCCACUUUUAACAGGUUUAGAUAUAGGUAUUCUGAAAAUAAGAACUAAUGAAUUAUGGUCUGUUGUAGCAGUAAUGGGUGGUUUUGCUAUGGUACAUGAUAAUGACAUAACAAUCUUAGUAAAUGAAGCCGAAAAUGCAAAAGAAAUAAAUUUGCAAGAAGCUCAAGAAAUUUUUCAAUUGACUCAAACUAAAGUAUCGCAAGCGGACGGUCGAAAAGAAAAUAUUGAAGCUAAUUUAAAUUUAAAAAGAGCAAAAGCUCGUUUGGACGCUAUUCAAGAAGGUAUUAAAGAAGGUACUGCAAGUUAA